CCCAUUAAUCAUUACAGGUAAACAUCAAGAUUUUUCCAUCUCGUUUGGACACAAAUAAUGGUACAAACUGCAUGUAGAUUGAUUUUUUUGAGGAAGACCAAUUUACCAGCACAAGUACUAGUACAAAACACAUUUAUACCUAAUCAUAUAGGAGCAGUUGCGAAAAAUACACUUAUAAACCCUCUGGGGCAGGGGUCGGUCCAAUUAGCUACAGAGUUCAGUUGCUGAUCGACCACAGAUCCAUGAAUGGCAAGUCAUUAUUUUGAAAUCAAAAAGGACCAAUGAUCACAUCUGUAUAAUCGUAAUCUAUAAUUUGUGUAUCGAUUAAUCUUAUUCACGCCGUCUUUAACGACAUCAAAAUAAACAACCAUGCAAUUGAUACACAUUGAGAUACUCCAGAUACUGAUCCAACUAUAACAUCGUCCCUAACUAAUUUGGCUAGUUUUACCGUGUCUUGGCAAAUAUAGAACACGACUAUAUACCCGCUCUAACUUCAUAUAGCUAGGCAGAAUUAACACCCCACUAUAGUUAAAAUGCAAGUUCGUUAAUUGGAAAGCUACUAACAGCAACUUGUUCCAGCUUUCAUGCUGAGACAAAUUAAAAAAUCCAUACUAAAUAUCAAAGCUCUAGCUGUGCAUGUAUAUGAAUUUACGUGUUCUGGAUUUAAAGCAGAUACAUAGGUAAAACGAAUCGCUGCUUUUCUACACUAGAAUCAAGGAAAACUCGCUGGACAAUAAAUCACACGGGAACAUUUUCAACACAUCAUAUCUGUUUUAGAAUGAAACUCAACCUCAACUUGUAUACUACCAGUCUGUACAUUAUAUAGACAGAUCUGAUCAUUGGUCCUUUUCACUUUUUAAAGAAUCGCUUGUCAUUCAACGUUUUAAACCUGAACUCAAUUACGGAACUAAAUCAGGUGUAAAAUAAAGACCUCGUAAUGUGUUUGUACAUAUAAUAUCAAAUAAACUUAAUCUUCACCUAUAAAUAUUGUUGUUAUGUACUAGUAUCAUUCCUAUUCAAUGAGUGAAAGUUCAAUCUGAGUUUCUCUCGAGUUCAUUGCUGUUUUUGAAUAGCUGGUGGGUUAGUGUCGUAACUUACUGUGUGACUACUCACUCUCCAGCCAUUCAAAAACAGCAUUGAUACUCAAGAGAAGCUCAGAUUGAACCUCCACUCAUUGCUUGUGAGUGUGCUUUUAGAAUACAAGCAUAAUAAACACCCAUACUAAGCUUCAAGAAAAAUAUUUCCAGAAUUUACUGUAUGACUUGUUUUUGACUUGAAGAUUUUCUUCUGAAUGCAGGGCAUGAAAUUAGAAAUUUUCAUCACUACCCAUGCAAGUACUGGUAUGCUAGAAACUUAAAAUCUGAUAAACACCCCGGAAAUCUAGUAUCCAACAUAUGGAUAAUAAUAUUCAAAACAGGGCAAAAUGAGUUUUCAGUUGCAAUUAAAUCCAUCUAAUGAAUUAACUAAUAUAAUUUGUAUAUGUAUAUGAAGGAUUCAUAAACAACACAAAAAUACUGUAUCGUGUUACCAAAAAUUUCAAGCCCUAUAGACUGCAUGAAGUCUUUGUGCAUGUCAUUUUUUGCUUCUACAGUCCUCCCUCCCCCAACUCACUACAUGCAUUUCAUAGCAAUCGGUUUUAUACAUUAGAAUAAUUUAAGUCUCAUGAUCAUGCUUGAUUUUAAUAUUUGAUUAACACAUAAAUUAGGAACACAUUUGUACUAUCCAUGUGCAAUACUGUAACAAUUGAGGAAACUUUCUCGUUGUUAACAUGUCUAACAUUUAAAGUUUUAUAUUAAUGUAAAAAUCUAUGUAAUUCAGUCAUUUUGCCUUAUGAAAGAACUGAAGGAGGUGAUAUGGUCCAACAAUUCUGACAUGUCCAAACUAUCAGAUAUUUUUUAUUUGAUUAAUUAAGUCUUUUCAGUACAAGGGAUUCUAAGGAAACUGAAUAUUCUAAAUUAACUUGAAAACAGUAAAAAAUAGUAAACGAAUUAUGAAUUGUAUCAACUAGGUUUAUAGGGAUGAAGAGAAAGCUCUAAAAUUGCUGGUUGGCAUUUUUUUCUGACAUGGAGCAAAUUCGUGAAAUUUCUAUUCAUGCAGCAAAUUAGUGGUGCAUGCCCUGGCAUUUGUUUACUUUCCUAUAUCAAUGUAUUAAAACACAUUAACUGAUUUAACAUCAUUUGGCAAGCCAAAAUGGUGGCGUAGUCAAGCUGUGUGACAAUACAAGGCAAAUGGUUAGCUUAAUUAGUGUAAAAUAUUGAUGGAUAAUUAACAUGAUAUACUAUAAAUUGUUCAGAAUAGUAUUAAAUGUUAAUAAUGAUACCACAAAAUAUAGUGGGGAGAUGUGAUUUUUUGAACACUUGUUGCAUAAUAUAUGAACUAUGACAACUAGCAUCAAUGCAUGUUCACGUGUGAUACAUCAUGCAUGUCAGAUCUUGAUUUAAUACAGCAUUUAUAGUAAAUCAUCAUUAAAAUCAUGACUUUCAUGACCACCCAUUUUAGUAUUUGUACUAAACAUAUUUUUUAUGCUGGUGCUCUAUUUAUAUAAUUUCUAUCUAGAUUGGGGUAGAAUUAUGUCCACACUGAUGACUGAUAGUUAUAGCUUAAGACUUUAUAAUUCACAUUAUAAUAUUUUAUAAUAAACAAGCAAGAAUAUUAACGUCAAUGCUAGCUUAGGCUUUUAAAAAUUUAAUAAAUAUUGAGGCCAGUUUCAGGUUAAAAGCACAGUCUGGCUUUGCCUAUAAGUACUCUGCCUUUGAUCGCAUGGUAGCUAAUAUAAAUUAGUUUGACCAAAUUCAGGUCUUGUUUAAAUCAAAAAGGCAGAAAACAUGUGGGCUAUACCUUAUAUAUACAUGAGAAAAUAUGCAAAAAUAAACAGCAAGAUACAGUAACUCCAAAUCCUGGCUAGAAAUAAAAGGUUAAAAACUAUAGAAGGGGCACUCCGUGACUCCGGCCUUUUUCUUUGUAGUUAAUCUAGCCUUGAAGUUUAAACACUUAGCAAUAUACAUGCUAUAAACUAAAUAUUAAAGUUAUAUUAUAUCUAGACAUAUGGACAUAUGAGUUCAAAAUCAAAUAAUGUGAAAUCAAAACGGUCCAAUGAAUCUCAGCGGUCAACUCAAAAACAGUUGUAAAAUAAAAUAUAACCAAUUAGAUAUGAAGUAAUUGUCUACUAACCUUCCUUUUAGGAGUCCAAAUACAACUUUCAUUCUCGUUUAGGUUCUGAAAUAACAUCUUUUUGGUGGAGAAACGGAAGCCAUUUUGUUGUUUUGUCGAAUCUUCUUGUUAAACAAAAAUUCGCAUUUCCAAACAUUUCAAGCUUUAAUCGUCGGAUAUCUUUCAGUCAAGGCAACAUACUCAACAUUUCCACCUUUUACUGUCCUUUCAUCGCUGAAAUAUUAUGUGGGGGGGGGGGAGAGUCCACUCUAUAUAUUUGAAGUAAUUGCUUUAAUUUCUCAACAGGCCCGUGUCGUCCCUUAUCAAGCAUGCAUGUUUGCAAAAAAGUUGGGAUAUUUCAGCGUAAAUGGUCAGGUGUCUAAAGUAACCCUUUACUACUGAAUAAAAGCUUUGAAGCUUGCUUUCGGUCAUUAUUAAUAAUAAACCCCGCUCAGUUUUCCCUCAUUCGUCACUGUUGAGUGUUGGGCAGUUUUAUCGGCAAGAUUCCGAGCUUAGGGAAUGGUCAUUAUUUAUGGGGAGAAGGAGGGGGGUUUGGGAAAUGGGGGGGAGCAGAAUAGGGGGGCCAAAAAAGUUUUAAAGCAGAGAAAGGGGGGGGUCAAAAAAGUGUUUGAACUUAAAUACCAUGUCUAGAGUUUUGAUUUCUAUAAUCACAAAUAGCAAAAAAGAAACCUCUGAAAAUACUAUUUCCAACGAUCUAGAGACUCACAAUUUUCAAAAUUUCCCUGCUCGACGCCAACCAUGGUAGCGCCUCGCGAUCGUGGGAGUCGCGCCCACUAAGUUUUAACAAGCUUCCUAGCCCAUGAGUGACCCAGUUGUGGUAGUUACAUAAACAUACCAUGCAAGUACACUUAACUGAUCAGAUUCGGUCUAUCAAAGCACAAUAUGUAAUGCUGUAUAUCCAAAAAUCUGUUUCAGAAAAUGCUCACAUUUUAGUUCUAGGGGGUGGAAAAAUACAAAAAAUACGUACAGUACAUACAAUACCACAGACCCUAAUAUCCCCAGACCCCCCUACUAGUACAUACGAUACCACACCAAACGUUUUGCCACCAACAACCAUCUAUCGUCUCUCAACACUCAAUAUAGUAUGGUCCCUUUUUGUAGAUGCCCACCCCCCAGACAAGUCAUUUCGUUGUAUGAAGGCGGGCCAUGGGUUAGGGUUAUGUUAUUACAAAUGUUGCAUUGCAAAGUAGUAACACAUAAUAUAUAUUUUUAUUCAUAUAUGAUUGAAUCAUAUUCACCAGGGUAAACAUCAUGAGCUAGAUUAAACAGAGUGUCCUAAUAUCUAACUUUACCUGCAACGCACACCUGUUUCAUUGCUGUUAAUUUUCCAAUCUACACUGGGGGGGGGGGGGUGUCAAAAAAGUUGUCAAUCCUUAUUUUCCACAUUUACAACCCUCCCCCCUCCCCAUAAAUAAUGACCACUCUCUUAGCACCGAAAGCCUUAUAGGAGAGAAUAUACUAAAGAAUAUAUAUACAACAUCAGAUGAACUAUUCUCCAAAGUAAAGUAACGAAGGAGUUAAUAUUUGUAACGUGUGUAUUUACACAAUGGAUUUACUCUGCGGGCAAAUUUGUUGUAAAUUUAGACAUAGAUUUGCCAUUGAAAUUUAAUAUGGCAGUAGCAUUAGUAAUUUCUUGCAAAGUCAAUAUACGCAAUGAAUUUGUUUCGCUUGCCAGUGUGUUGUAAACAUAGAUAUAAAUUUGCCAUUGCAAAUUUAUACUGCAAAAGCAUUAGUAAUUUCUUGCAAAGUCAAUAUACGCAAUGAAUUUGUUUCGCUUGGAAAUUUGUUGUAAAUUUAGAUAUAAAUUUGCCAUUGAAAAUUCAUAUUGCAAAGGCAUUAGCAAUUUCUUGCAAAGUAAAUAUACGCAAUGAACUUGUUUCGCUUGCAAAUUUGUUGUAAAUUUAGAUAUAAAUUUGCUAUUGAAAAUUCAUAUUGCAAAGGCAUUAGUAAUUUCUUGAAAAGUUAAGGAGAGUUAAAAUUUGUAAAAAAUACGCAACGGAUUUACUUCGCUAGCAAAUUUGAUGUAAAUUUAAAUAAACAUAUGCCACAGGGAAUUUCUUAUGGCAAAGUCAUUAGUAUUUUUUUGACAAAGUUAAUUUACGCAAUGAACUUAUUUCGCUGGCAAAUUUAUUGCAAAGUUACAAAUAAAUUUGCAAAUUGUGCAAAGCAGCUUGCAAAUUUUAAGUAAAUUUAGUAGUUGCAAAUCUAAAACACUUCAUACGCAAUGUUAUUGCAAAAUUAGUUAUUGAAUUUGCAACUAAUUUGCAAGUGUGCAAAUUUAUUGCAAAUCUGUUUUUUAGCCCCGUGUAUAGCAGAAAUCCCUUUGCAAAAGCAGCUCUCCCUUUUCAAAAACAGAAUUCCCUUUUCAAAUAGCGGAACUUUCUUUUCAAAUAGUAGAACUCCCUUUUCAUAUAGCGGAGCUCUCUGUUCAAAUAUCAUAACUUCCUCUUGAUAUAGAAGAACUCCCCUUCCAAAUAGCUGAACUUCCUUUUCAAAUAGCUGAAAUCCCUUAUCAAAAGCAGCUCUCCCUUCUCAAAAACACAACUCCCUUUUCAAAUAGAGGAGCUUUCUUUUCAAAUAGCAGAACUCCCUUUUCAAAUAGCAUAAUUCCCUUUACAAAAAGCAGCACUCCCUUCUCAAAAAGCAGAACUCCGUUUUCAAAUAGCUGAGGUUUCUUUUCAAAGACCAGAUCUUCCUUUUCAAAUACUAGAACUCCCUUUUCAAAUAGAAGAACUCCCUUUUCAGAGGGCAGAACUCCCUUUUCAGACGGCAUAACUUCAUUGUCAAAUAGCAGAACUCCCAUUUCAAACAGCAGAACUCCCUUUUCAAGUAGCGGAGAUUUCUGUUCAGAUAGUAAAACUUCCUUUUCAAAUAGUAGAACUUCUUUUUCAAGUAGCCGAACUCCCUUUUCAAAUAGCGAAGCAUUCCUUUCAAAUAGCAGAACUCUCUUUUCAAAUAGAAGAACAUCAUUUUCAAAUAGCAGGUCUCCCUUUUCAAAUAGCAGAACUCCCUUUUCAAAAGCAGAACUCACUUUUCAAAUAGCAGAACUCCCUUUUCAUAAGCGGAACUCCUUUUUGAAAUACCUGAGCUUACUUUUCAAACGCAGAACUUCUUUUUCAAAUAGCAGAACUCCCUUUUGAAAUAGCGGAGAUUUCUUUUCAAAGAGCAGAACUUCCUUUUCAGAGAGGUGAACCCACUUUUCAAAUAGCUGAACUCCCUUUGCAAGGAGCAGAACUCCUUUUUCAAAUAGCAGAAUUCCCUUUGCAAGGAGCAGAGCUACCUUUUCAAAUAGCAGAACUCUCUUUUCAAAUAGUGGAACUCCCUUUUCAAAUGCAGAUCUCCCUCUUCAAACAGCGGAGCUCUCUUUUCAAAUUGCACAACUUUCAUUUCAAAUGGCUGAACUCCCUUUUCAAAUUUCAGAACUUCCUUUUCAAAUUGCAGAACUCCCCUUUCAAAUAGCAGAACUCUCUUUUCAAAUAGAAGAACUUCCUUUCAAAUAGCAGAACUUCCUUUUCAAAUAGCAGAACUUCCUUUUCAAAAGUAGAACUCCCUUUUCAAAGAGCAAGACAGCCUUUUCAAAAUAGCAGAAUUCCAUUUUCAAAUUGAAGAACUCCCUUCUCAAAUAGGAGAACUCCCUUUUCAAAGGCAGAACUCCCUUUUCAAAGAACGGACCUUCCUUUUCAAAUAGCAGAACUUCCUGUUGAAAUAGCAGGACUACCUUUUCAAUUAGUCGAGCUUACCUUUCAAAUAGCAGAACUCCCUUUUCAAAGAGCAGGACUCCUUUUCAAAUAGCAGAAUUCCCUUUUCAAACAGCAGAGCUCCCUUUUCAAAUAGCGGAGCUUUCUUUUCCAAGACCAGAACUACCAUUUCAAAUAGAAGAACUUCCUUUUUAAAUGCAGAACUCCCUCUUCAAAUGGCGGAGAUUUCUUUUCAAAUAGCGGAGCUUUCUUUUCAAAUAGCAGAACUCCCUUUCAAAUAGCCGAACUCACUUUUCAAAUAGCAGAAUUCCCUUUUCAAAAGCAGAAGUCCCUCUUCAAAUAGCGUAGCUUUCUUUUGAAAUAGCGGAGCUUUCUUUUCAAAUAGCUGAACUCCUUUUCAAAUAACAGAACUCCCUUUUCCAGCAGCAGUACUCCGUUUUCAGAAGCAGCACUCCGUUUUCAAAAACACAACUCCCUUUUCAAAUGGUGCAAUUUCUUUUCAAAUAGCAGAACUCCCUUUUCAAACAGCAGGACUCGCCAUUCAUAUAGCGAAGCUUUCUUUUCAAAUAGCAGAUCUCCCUUUUCAAAAGCAGCACUCCACUUCGAAAAAACAGAACUCGCUUUUCAAAUAGCAGAACUCCCCUUUCAAAAGGAGCACUCCCUUUUCAAAAACAAAACUCGCUUUACAAAUAGCGGAACUUUCUUUUGAAAUAGUAGAAAUCCCUUUUCAAAUAGCGGAGCUCUCUGUUCAAAUAUCAUAACUUCCUUUUGAUAUAGCAGAACUCCCCUUCCAAAUAGCAGAACUCCGUUUUCAAAUAGCAGAAGUCCCUUUUCAAAAGCAGCUCUCCCUUUUCAAAAACAGAACUCCCUUUUCAAAUAGCGGAGCUUUCUUUUCAAAAAGCAGAAAUCCCUUUUCAAAUAGCAGAACUCCCUUUUAAAAUGGUAGAGCUUUCCUUUCAAAAGGCAGAACUCCCUUUUCAAAUAGCAGGACUGCCUCUUCAAAUUGCAGAACUCCCCUUUCAAAUAGUAGAACUCUCUUUUGAAAAGCAGAAGUCCCUUUUGAAAUAGCGGAGCUUUCUUUUCAAAUAACACAACUUCCUCUUCAAAUAGCAGAAUUUCCCUUCCAAAUAUCAGUACUUCCUUUUCAAAUAGCAGAACUCCCUUUCAAAAGCAACGCUUCCUUUUCAAAAACUGAAUCUCUUUUCAAAUAGCGCAAAUUUCUUAUCAAAUAGCAGAACUGCAUUUUCAAAUAGCGGAGCCUUCUUUUCAAAUAACGGAGCUCUCUUUUCCAGCAGCAGAACUCCCCUUUCAAAUAGCAGAACUUCCAUUUCAAGUAGCAGAACUCCCUUUUCAAAAGCAGAACUCCAUUUUCAAAUAGCGAAGCUUUCUUUUCAAAUAGUUGAUCUCGCUCUUCAAAAAGCAGCACUCCGCUUCGAAAAAGCAGAACUCGCUUUUCAAAUAGCAGAACUCCCGUUUCAAAAGCAGCACUCCCUUUUCAAAAACAGAACUCCGUUUUCAAAUAGCGGAACUCUCUUUUCAAAUGGUAGAACUCCCUUUUCAAAUAGCGGGGCUCUCUGUUCAAAUAUCAGAACUUCCUUACGAUAUAGCAGAACUCCCCUUCCAAAUAGCAGAACUCCCUUUUCAAAUAGCAGAAAUCCCUUUUCAAAAGCAGCUCUCCCUUUUCAAAAACAGAACUCCCUUUUCAAAUAGCGGAGCUUUCUUUUCAAAGAGCAGAAAUCGCUUUUCAAAUAGCAGAACUCCUUUUUCAAAUGGCGGAGCUUUCCUUUCAAAUGGCAGAACUCCCUUUUCAAAGAGCUGAACUCUUUCUUCAAAUUGCAGAACUCCCCUUUCAAAUUGCAGAACUACCUUUUCAAAUAGCAGAACUCCUAUUUCAAACGCAUAACUCCAUUUUCAAAUAGCGGAGCUUUUUUAGAAAUAGUAGAAGGUACUCAUCAAAUAGGUGAGCUUUCUUUUCAAAGAGCAGAAGAACCUUUUCAAAUAGCACAACUCCCUUUUCAAAUAGCCGAACUCCCUUAUCAAGAGCAGCACUCUCUUUUCAAAAACGGAACUCCGUUUUCAAAUAGCGGGGCUUACUUUUCAAAGAGCAGAAAUCCCUUUUCAAAUUACAGAACUCCCUUUUCACGAGCAGAACACCCUUUUCAAAUAGCGGAGCUUUCUUUUCAAAAGCAGGACUCUCCUUUUAAAUAGCAGAACUCCCUUUUCAAAUAGCGGAGCUUUCUUUUCAAAGAGCAUAACUUCCUUUUCAGCUGGCGGAACUCCCUUUUCAACUGGCAGAACUCCCUUUUCAAGGAGCCGAACGACCUUUUCAAAUUACAGAACUCUCUUUUCAAAUAGCAGAACUCCCUUUUCAAAAGUAGUGCUCCCUUUUCAAAUAGCAAAGCUUUCUUUUCGAAUAGCGGAGCUUUCUUUUUUCAAAUAGCAGAACUCCCUUUUCCAAUAGCAGAUCUCCCUUUUCAAGUAGCGUAACUCCCUUUUCAAAAGCAGAACUCCCUAUUCAAAUAGAGGGGAUUUAUUUUCAAAGCGGAGCUUUUUUUCAAAAGCCAAACUCCCUUUUCAAACUGCGGAAAUCCCCUUUCAAAUAGCAGAACUUCAUUUUCAAAUGGCGGAGAUUCCUUUUCAAAUAGCAUAUCUCCCUUUUCAAAUAGCUUAACAGUAGUAUAGGGAAAGGGGUGGCGAGACUUCUUUGCCCCGUCGAAAAUGGGGCAAAAUGACCUCGGAUUCCCCUUUCCCCCCUUACUUUUCGAUUUGGAUUUUUGAGAAGCAAGUCUAAUAAAAAGUGACUUGUGUAGGCUUUUUGAGGGCAUUUUUUCAAUUCCUUGAAAAAACGUGAUUUUGAUGGGAAACGUUGUUGUUUCACAUACUACGGCAGGUUUAACGAUCUUUUUCAUGUGUGAUUAAGUUGUGUAAUUUUAUAUAUGGUGAUUGUUGAUGAGAAACAGACUUAUGAUCUAAUAAUUUAUCAUUCAACCGAAUCGUCUAACCGAAUCAUCUCUAAUUCACCCACCACGUCAUCUUUCAGUGUCACAGUCAUAAUCCGAGCUCUUCAGGGAUAGGGCCUGUGUAAGCAUUAACCUCAGCCUCACAAGAGUCAGUUGGAUUCCUGCGUUUCACGUGAACGUCAGCAGAUCACUCCAGAGGAAAAUGUUUUGAUUUCAUUUUAAAAGUGAAUGUUUUUGGAGCCCAUGUCUGUGAGCUGAUAAUUCAUUAUUUAACCGAAUCAUCUCUAAUUCACCCACAACUCAUCUUUCAGUAUCACAGCUACAAUUCAAACUUUUCAAGGAGAGGGCCUGGGUAAGCAUUAACCUCACAAGAGUCAGUUGAAUUUCUGCGUUUCACGUGAACGUUAGCAGAUCACUCCAGAGUACAAUGUUUUGGUUUCAAGUAAAAAGUGAAUGUUUUUGGAGCCCAGGUCUGUGAGCUCAUAAUUCAUUAUUUAACCGAAUCAUCUCUAAUUCACCCACAACGUCACCUUUCAGUGUCACAGCUACAAUCCGAGCGUUUCAAGGAGAGGGCCUAUGUAAGCAUUAACCUCAGCCUCACAAGAGUCAGUUGGAUUCCUGCGUUUCACGAGGACAAUGUUUUGGUUUCAAGUUAAAAGUGAAUGUUUUUGGAGACCAGGCCUGUGAGCUCAUAAUUCAUUAUCUUACCGAAUCAUCUCUAAUUCACCCACAACGUCGUCUUUCUGUCUCACAGAAAUAAUCCGAGCUUUUCAAUGAGAGGGCCUGUGUAAGCAUUAACCUCAGCCUCACAAGAGUCAGUUGGAUUCCUGCGUUUCACGUGAACGUCAGCAGAUCACUCCAGAGGAAAAUGUUUUGAUUUCAUGUUAAAGUGAAUGUUUUUGGAGCCCAGGCCUGUGAGCUCAUAAUUCAUUAUUUAACCGAAUCAUCUCUAAUUCAUCCACAACUCAUCUUUCAGUAUCACAGCUACAAUCCGAGCUUUUCAAGGAGAGGGCCUGGGUAAGCAUUAACCUCACAAGAGUCAGUUGAAUUUCUGCGUUUCACGUGAGCGUUAGCAGAUCACUCCAGAAUACAAUGUUUUGGUUUCAAGUAAAAAGUGAAUGUGUUUGGAGACCAGGCCUGUGAGCUCAUAAUUCAUUUUUUAACCGAAUCAUCUCUAAUUCACCCACAACGUCAUCUUUCAGUGUCACAGUCAUAAUCCGAGCUUUUCAAGGAGAUCGCCUGUGUAAGCAUUAACCUCAGCCUCACAAGAGUCAGUUGGAUUUCUGCGUUUCACGUGAACGUCAGCAGAUCACUCCAGAGGACCAUGUUUUGAUUUCAUGUUAAAAGUGAAUGUUUUUGGAGCCCAGGUCUGUGAGCUCAUAAUUCAUUAUUUAACCGAAUCAUCUCUAAUUCACCCACAACGUCAUCUUUCAGUGUCACAGCUACAAUCAGAGCUUUUCAAGAAGAGGGCCUGGGUAAGCAUUAACCUCACAAGAGUCAUUUGAUUUUCUGCAUUUCACGUGAACGUUAGCAGAUCACUCCAGAGUACAAUGUUUUGCUUUCAAGUAAAAAGUGAAUGUGUUUGGAGACCAGGCCUGUGAGCUCAUAAUUCAUUAUUUAACCGAAUCAUCUCUAAUUCACCCACAACGUCACCUUUCAGUGUCACAGCUACAAUCCGAGCCUUUCAAGGGAAGGGCCUAUGUAAGCAUUAACCUCAGCCUCACAAGAGUCAGUUGGAUUCCUGCGUUUCACGAGGACAAUGUUUUGGUUUCAAGUUAAAAGUGAAUGUUUUUGGAGACCAGGCCUGUGAGCUCAUAAUUCAUUAUCUUACCGAAUCAUCUCUAAUUCACCCACAACGUCAUCUUUCAGUGUCACAGCUACAAUCCGAGCUUUUCAAGAGGAGGGCCUGGGUAAGCAUUAACCUCGCAAGAGUCAGUUGAAUUUCUGCGUUUCAAGUGAACGUUAGCAGAUCACUCCAGAGUACAAUGUUUUGGUUUCAAGUAAAAAGUGAAUGUGUUUGGAAACCAGGCCUGUGAGCUCAUAAUUCAUUAUUUAACCGAAUCGUCUCUAAUUGACCCACAACGUCACCUUUCAGUGUCACAGCUACAAUCCGAGCUUUUCAAGGAGAGGGCCUGUGUAAGCAUUAACCUCACAAGAGUCAGUGGAAUUUCUGCGUUUCACGUGAACGUUAGCAGAUCACUCCAGAGUACAAUGUUUUGGUUUCAAAUAAAAAGUGAAUGUUUUUGGAGAUCAGGCCUGUGAGCUCAUAACCCACUAUCUUACCGAAUCAUCUUUAAUUCACCCACAACGUCAUCUUUCAAUGUCACAGUCAUAAUCCGAGCUUUUCAAGGAGAGGGCUUGUUUAGGCAUUAACCUCGGUCUCUCAAGAGUUAGUUGGACUCCUGCGUUUCACGUGAACGUCAACAGAUCGCUCCAGAGGACAAUAUUUUGGUUUCAAGUUAAAAGUGAAUGUUUUUCGAGCCCAGGCCUGUGAGGUUAUAAUUCAUUAUUUAACCGAAUCAUCUCUAAUUCACGCACAACGUCAUCUUUCAGUGUCAUAGCUACAAUCCGAGCUUUUCAAUGAGAGGGCCUGUUUAAGCAUUAACCUCGGCCUCUCAAGAGUCAGUUGGACUCCUGCGCUUCACGUGAACGUCCGCAGAUCACUCCAGAGGACAAUAUUUUUGUUUUAAGUUAAAAGUGAAUGUUUUUGGAGCCCAGCCUGAGAGUUCAUAAUUCAUUAUCUUACCGAAUCAUCUCUAAUUCACCCACAACAUCAUCUUUCAGUGUCACAGUCGUAAUCCGAGCUUUUCAAGGGGAGGGCCUGUGUGAGUAUUACCCUCCGGCUCUGAAGAGUCAGUUGGACUCCUGCGUUUGACGUGAACGUCAGCAGAUCACUCAGGAGGGCAACGUUUUGCUUUCGGGUUAGAAGUGCAUGUUUCUGUAACCCGAACUUGUGAACACAGAACUCAUUACCCACCCGUGAGAUUCUUUUCACACACAAUGCUAACUUCUCCAACCUUUCAAAAUAGGUUUUUAACUUUAGCUUUUCCUUCCACCAGGCAGUGUAAUACGGGCAGUUGCGGGGAGUCCACCCCAGUUCAGGGAAAAUGUAACCAUACAGGAAAUCUUCUCUGGCUCUAACAACAUGUCCCAUCCUAGCGUCUGUCAUUACCGCUUCGAUCCCAAGCAUACUACACAGUCUCACCGCAAGGAACUUAUUCAUUAACCGCGUUUUACCGAAACCCUUUUUGUCAAUUACCGCAUACACAUCUAGAAAUGCCGCGAAAAGCCGCGUGUAAUCUUCCCCCUCAAAGUUACUCCUGAGUAAAGCCGCAAUGUCACUCUUCUUCCAGCUCUUCAUUUUUUAAUGCUAUAGGUAAUGUUUUAUUUUUUCGCCAAUAUUCCUCCCAAUAUUCAUUUCAAGGACGUCACCUAUUGUGAGCGACAACGUAGUCACAUGAAACACAAUGACCAAGAACAUCUUCUAUCCACUCUUCGUAGAAUUUACAACCAUCAGCUUUAAUAUCAAGACCUGGCAACACCAUACCGUACAACAGAUACUCAUGUCCUCGACUUACAAAGAAAGGCCAAAUAUCCUUGAGACGUACACUCCUUACUCCCAUAUCCAAGUGCGCUCCAUAUUCUCACAAAUAGGAACCUGUAUCUUGGUCCACCUUUUAUUCCCAGUCUACGUAUAAACUCAGUCACAUCAUACAACUUGUCGGUUGCACGCUCAACGUCACUGUUCACAACAUACCGCUCAACUAUUUUUCUAAGUGAACUUCUACUUUUGAUGGGAAGCUUCUUGAUACAUAAGUCGUAACCUUUUAUGAGAAUCUUAAACCUAUCAACAUUUAUUCUUAUCAUUGCGGGACAAUUCAUCUAACCUACAGUAAUAAAUAUUUAACACCAUCUCACAAGUCAUCUUACAAGCAAAUCCAGAUGCAUCUCACCAGUAAACCCCAGAUGUCUCAUAGUUGGAUGUCAGCUCCCACAGGUCAUCUCACAGAUCAUCUCAUAGAUCAUGUUACACGCAACCCCAGAUGCAUCUCGACAGUAAACCCAGUUGUCUCACAGUUAACUACCCGCACUCACAGGUCACCUCACCAGUAAACUCAAGACAUCUCACAAGUAUUUUCCAGUCAUCUCACCAGUUACCUUACAAACAAAUUUCAGUCAUCUCACAGACCAUCUUACAAGCAAAUUCAAGGUAUCUCACGAGUAAAAUCAAGGUGUCUCACCAGAUAUCUCACCAGCAAAUUUAGGAUAACUGGGCAGCAUUUUUUAGUCAUCUCACAAGCAAAUUUGAGGUACCUCACGAGUAAAAUCCAAGGUAUCUAUCGAGGUAAUUUCAAGUAGAAUCCAAGGUAUCUAUCAAGGUGAACCCAAGGUAAACUCAGGUAGAAUCAAGGUCAGAGCACAUUAUACUCCCCCAUUAGUUUUUACAACUUUUACGCCGUGUUCACCUCCCCAUCCACGUUUCACACUAGUUCCAUCCAAAUGUUCAUAGUUGACCGAUUUCUUCCAAUACAACAUAAACAGGCCACCACUGAGGAGAGCUAAUAUUAAAACCAAAUCUUCCAUCGCUAUAACACCACAUACUUUUGAAAACUUUACCACAAACCAAAGGGAGCCCACCAGAUGGGCCUCCUUUACAGUGAGUUAUCUGUAACCAAAUACCGGAAUCAGAAAGGGGCUCCACCCGAUUUAACCCUUCACCCUUACAUAUAUACAGAAGCUUGAAGAAAGCUGCUACAGACUAUGUAUGAAACGGAAACAAAGUAUCAUUAGGGGAGCUCACAGAGGGCCUCCGAUCCGAAUAUCACAAUUAAUUGUUGACUUAACACCCUCACAAAGCACACAAAUUCGCACAAUUUUAAUUUACAUUAAUUUUUUUUAAUUUUUAAUUUUCGCAAAUGCAAAAAAUAGGGGUUCGAGACCGUCCCACAUUUGUAAAAACUAAUUUUUCCUAUGCCCUAUCAUUCCCUGUAGGUCCUUUUGAAUCAUUACUUUUGUAAAGGCGGUUGUUUAUGGGUUUUAUUAUUGUCUUGUAUGUUGAUUCAAUUGAUUUUUUAUUGUGAUGAAACGCGAUCUGUGAAACAAAAUGUGAUUUGUGGGAUUUCUGGGUGGGUUAAAAUAUUGUUGUGUGUUUUGUGGGGGUGUUAAUCGGUCGGUAAAAUGCUUUUGUAAACAAUUAAUUGUGAUAUGCGGAGGCCCUCUGUGAGCUCCCCCAAAGAUACUUUGUUUCCGUUUCAUACAUAGUCUGUAGCAGCUUUCUUCAAGCUUCUGUAUAUAUGUAAGGGUGAAGGGUUAAAUCGGGUGGAGCCCCUUUCUGAUUCCAGUAUUUGAUUACAGAUGACUUACUGUAAAGGAGGCCCAUCUGGUGGGCUCCCUUUGGUUUGCGGUAAAGUUUUUAAAAAUAUGUGGUGUUAUAGAUGGAAGAUUUGGUUUUAAUAUUAACGCUCCUCAGUGGUGGCCUGUUUAUGUUGUAUCGGAAGAAAUUGGUCAACUAUGAACAUUUGGAUGGAAUUAGUGUGAAACGUAGAUGGGAAAGUGAACACGGAGUAAAAGUUGUAAAAAUUAAUGGGGGAGUAUAAUAUGCUCUGACCUUGAUUCUACUUGAGUUUACCUUGGGUUCACCUUGAUAGAUACAUUGGUUUCUACUUGAAAUUACCUUGAUAGAUACCUUGGAUUUUGCUGGUGAGGUACCUCAAAUUUUACUCUGAGAUGACUAAAAAAUGCUGCCCAGUUAUCUUGAAUUUGCUGGUGAGAUAUCUGGUGAGACACCUUGAUUUUACUCAUGAGAUACCUUGAAUUUGCUUGUAAGAUGGUCUGUGAGAUGACUGAAAUUUGUUUGUAAGGUAACUGGUGAGAUAACUGGAAAAUACUUGUGAGAUGUCUUGAGUUUACUGGUGAGGUGACCUGUGAGUGCGGGUAAUUAACUGUGAGACAACUGGGUUUACUGUCGAGAUGCAUCUGGGCUUGCUUGUAAGAUGAUCUAUGAAAUGAUCUGUGAGAUGACCUGUGGGAGCUGACAUCCAACCAUGAGACAUCUGGGGUUUACUGGUGAGAUGCAUCUGGAUUUGCUUGUAAGAUGACUUGUGAGAUGGUGUUAAAUAUUUAUUACUAUAGGUAAGAUGAAUUGUCCCCCUAUGAUAAGAAUAAAUGGUGAUAGGUUUAAGAUCCUCAUAAAAGGUUACGACUUAUGUAUCAAGACGCUUCCCAUCAAAAGUAGAAGUUCACUUAGAAAAAUAGUUGAGCGGUAUGUUCUGAACAGUGACGUUGAGCGUGCAACCGACAAGUUGUAUGAUGUGACUGAGUUUAUACGUAGACUGAGACUAAAAGGUAGACCAAGAUACAGGUUCCUAUUGGUGAGAAAAUGAAGCGCACUUGGAUAUGGGACUAAGGAGUGUCUCAAUGAUAUUUAGCCUUCCUUUGUAAGUCGAGGACAUGAGUAUCUAUUGUACGGUAUGGUGUUCCCAGGUCUUGACAUUAAAGCUGAUGGUUGUAAAUUCUACGAAGAGUGGAUAGAAGAUGUUCUUGAUCAGUGUGGUACUUGUAACUACGUUGUCGCUCACAAUAGGUGGCGUCCUUGGAGUGAAUUUUGGGAAGAAUAUUGGCGAAACCUUACCUAUAGCAUUAAAAAAUGAAGAGCUGGAAGAUGAGUGA
This is a messenger RNA of Paramuricea clavata, 16498 nucleotides long. NCBI's taxonomy places the organism in Eukaryota, Metazoa, Cnidaria, Anthozoa, Malacalcyonacea, Plexauridae. The record is from the annotation of a GenBank genome assembly.